Podarcis muralis (Common wall lizard) is the source of this 3215-nucleotide messenger RNA. The record is from RefSeq and is a predicted model, not a curated record. NCBI's taxonomy places the organism in Eukaryota, Metazoa, Chordata, Lepidosauria, Squamata, Lacertidae.
AGUGUUCUGGGAUUUAAAAGCUGUCUAAAAACAAUAUUCAUCUGCUUUUCUUUUUUCAUAGAUUACGAUGUCGAUUUUCUGGAUAAUUCUCUUGGUGUCAAUUUCUGGCACCAAGCAUGCUGAGGAGGAGUGCGAGAGCGACCUGGUGGAGCGAAUGCCCGCCCUGGAAGGUCCGUUUUCAGCUCUCCAUACCCUGCAGCUGACAAACACCUCAUUUGUCAACUGCAUAAACGAUCCACCAGGACCUGCCAAGUUGGGCAUGGAAAAUGUGAAAAAAAGGCCAGAAAGAAAACCUGAUUCAACUGGAAGCGGUAGUUCCAAAAUGGUUGCAAGGGACCUGAAAUUCCUCGACUCCUUGAAGACUUCUGACAAAGAGAAUUUCCUCCCAGCUGUAAUGAAGAGAAGUAGAGAGAAGUUGUGGACUUUCAGCCAGGUGGACUUUCAGCCAGCUUUCAUAGAGCCAGCUGUAUCAUCUGCCUGCAAAGGCUUGUGCCAAGGAGUUGGAUCCAUGGAAGCGUACGACCGGGUGGCAAAGGUGGUGGCCCCAAAACAUCAAGAACUCAGGAAAGAGGAAGGGCUGCUCACUCUACUGAUGCAAAAGCUCAAUACAGACAGAGACGAACUAAAGAAAGUAAUUGACCGCCUCCGGGACCUGAACAAUGAACUGGAAUCACUUAAUAACCGGAAGAAAGAGCUUGAAAACAACAUUGAGGAAGGCUCUCAGAAGCUGGAAAGGGCUGAAAAGAUGAGCUUGGGAGGAAAGGAGGAUUGGGGCACGGAAGCAGCAAGCUAUAAUCUUUCCAUUAUCGAGGUGUCUGACUCCACUUACGUAAGGACUUUGGAGAAUGCCAUCCAGUUUGGAACCCUAGUCUUGCUUGAAAAUAUCGGCGAGGAAGAGUUGGGUGCCCUCUCAGAGCCAGUGCUGCUAAUGGCAACUUUCAAACAGGAGGGUGUAGAGUACAGGAGACUGAGAGAGAACGUUAUUGAGUACUCAAGCAAUUUCAAGUUUUUACUCAAUGGAUUUCUCGUGGAAUACUACUUGGAGGAGUCUGACCAUGUCACCAAGGAGCCCCUGUCUCUGCUUAUGUUGAAACAGGUAGAUUUUAUGGAAAUUUGUAUCUGCUUUCAUUAUCUGCCAUAUCUGUUGCAAGCUCAGUAUUAUGAACAGAGACUGAGAGAGAACGUUAUUGAGUACUCAAGCAAUGUCAAGUUUUUACUCAAUGGAUUUCAAGUGGAAUACUACUUGGAGGAGUCUGACCACGUCACCAAGGAGCCCAUGUCUCUGGUUAUGUUGAAACAGGUAGAUUUUAUGGAAAUUUGUAUCUGUUUUCAUUAUCUACUGUAUCCGUUGCAAGAUCAGUAUUAUGAACAGAGACUGAGAGAGAAUGUUCUUGAGUACUCAAGCAAUUUCAAGUUUUUACUCAAUGGAUUUCAAGUGGAAUACUACUUGGAGGAGUUUGAUCAGGUCACCAAGGCGCCCCUGACAGCUCUUCAGCCAACCUGGAUUCAGACCUCCGCAGAAACGGAGAAAAUGGUGGUUCUCUUAGAAAAAGUAACCACUGAGGUUUCUGAUGCCAAGGAACAGCUAGUGGGUGCAGAUGAAAAGGAAGCCAAUGAAGCGGCCGCCAUUGCCCAGGGUAUUCAGGAGGAGUGCGAGGGAGACCUUGCCGAGGCAAUGCCAGCCCUGGACUCUCCCCUUCUGGCUCUCCACACCCUGAACCUGGCAAAUAUCUCCUUUUUCAAACCCAUGCCGGAUCCGAAUGGACCUGUCACGCUGGCCAUGGAGAGCGUGAAAGAAGGGGUCAGGGCCGUUGAAGAGCACGACCGUGCCGCAAAUGUGGUGGCACCCAAACAUGAACAACUGAGAGAAGCUGAAGGGUUGCUCCCUCUGCGAAUGAAUGAAACUACACAUUCUGGGGAAGAAUAACUCAGACCUCUUACAAUGAUGUUUCCACAAAUACCACACAAGAAACGAUUCAGCCUUAACAGAGAUCAAAGAACAGGACUCUGCAUUUCUGCCUUGUAGAAUUCUCUGAAGUAAUAAAGGAGCACCAUAAGUUGUGCUUUCAAGGCAUCUGGAAGAAAAAGGUUUCUUACUUGGGGCAGACUCUGUUGACACAAGUGCCCCCUUCUUUCUUUUUACGUCACCCCCCCCCCCAAUCUUCUCUUAGCAGAGGGCGGACGAGAUGUAAAGUCGACGCCUGCCAAUUUUUAAUUUUAAAACCAUUCUGGGGUGUAAAACUGUGUGAUUGUUCUUGCUUAGGCGAUCCUGAAGAAAAGAGCUUCUGGUUUUAUUACUGGUCACGAGUGUGGGGUGAAAAAGAAAGACAGGCGGGUGUGCGGGGGGGGGGGAAUGACAGCAGUGGCCACAAACAUUUUAAUCUCCUACCACGCUUAAAUGCAAAGCCUGCAAGACCAGAAGCGUUUGUGGCUUGGUUUGGCGAUUUUGUUGCUUUAAUGCAAAGAUCCAAUUUAGCAGUUUCAAGUUCAGGGCCAAGGUCAAAUAUACAGGUUAGUAUAUAAAGCCUUUAACAGCUUGUCCCUAGUUUACUUGUGAGAUUUCCUUAUCCUAUAUAUGCCCAUGCAAGUGCUUGGAUCUGUGGAACUGGCACUGUUACAAGUGCCACAUAAUACUUGAUCCGCAUUUGUAAGAAAUAGAUAUUUUCAGAUGGAACUCCCAAGCAGGUACCUUCACUCUACACUUUUUGGAGCCUGCUAAAAACAUCCAUAAAUGUAGAAUCUUGACAUACAUUUUAAUUUCCUCCCUGCCCAUUGUUGAUCUUAUUUAUUUUUCGAUGUUUUCAAUAGUUGUUUCCUUUUUUUAGAUGAUUUUAUGGUUUUACUCUUUUUGUAAACUGCUUUGAGGUUUUCUUGCAAUCAAGUGGUGUAUAGAUCUUGUGAAAUAAAUAAAAAUAAAAAUACACCCAGAUUUAGGCAAGCCCUAUCAGGGCCAUGGACAGGUCCUGUAACCUCCAGUGGCUGCAGUUUUCUCUUGAUUGUGGUUAAUGGGUGGAUGUUGUCUCAGCAAAGAGGUUGAGGUUGGCAAACCCUGCCCUGCAAUUAGCCCUGCCUUUGCGGAGGAGCUGGCUGUGUUCUUUAAAGGGCUGUUGUCCACUUCCAUAACUGCUAACAUCUACAAGGCUGAAAGAUGAAAUGCUACUGGGGACUCACCCUAAGGGUUUGAGUCACAAACCCCACCUGAGCCCACUCACAAA